Chilo suppressalis (striped riceborer) is the source of this 4959-nucleotide messenger RNA. The record is from the annotation of a GenBank genome assembly. NCBI's taxonomy places the organism in Eukaryota, Metazoa, Arthropoda, Insecta, Lepidoptera, Crambidae.
UCUGCAUUGAGGCGUGGGGAAAGGAAAUCAUUAAAGUGGAAACACUGUUCAGGAGUUAGAUUUGGUAUAUUUUUACCAAAUAAAGAUGUUUAGGAAGAAACUUUAACUUAGAAAUAUAUUUAAGUAAUAUAAUCAUGUCGGUUAUUGUUAUUGCUGUAGCUACAGAAAGUGGAGUGCCAAUAUUUUCAAGAAAACGUGGGAACAGUGAAAAUGUCCAGUUUUCUACUAUUGCUUCCCUCCAUGGAAUCAAUAUGUUUAGUAAGUGCUAUAAUUUAACGAUGAUAAAUACCCAUGUAGAUAAUGGAAAAAUACUUUGGAAGGAAUUCUGUAAGAGUGUGACAUUAAUUGGUGUAGCUACGGGAGGUCUUGAAUGUGAUUUAGAGUUGCUCUUAUCUUGUAUACAUGAUGCAAUGAUAUUGUGUAUAGGUAAAAAGGAAUUGGAAAAUCUCAAAAAUAUUGAUCAAAUCAAGAAGGACUUGAGGCAAUGCUACCCAAUCUUGGAUUAUUUGUUGGAAUCCUUAGACCCAAAUACUACAUCUAGUUCAUUGCCUACACUAGCAUUGGAUCUUAUGCAGAGUAUUCUGUGUCCACAAGCUCAGCAACUUCAGCAAGCUCUAGAUCACUAUGAAGAGUGUGUAACAGGUCGUUGGGCUUGCCUUUGUAUCCAUGGUCACAUAGUGGCCACAAGUUCAGAUUUCCAAGAACUAGACCCUCGGGAAGCUCGGCUAUUGUUACUGCUGACAACUGCUCAGGAUGGAGCUCCACUCAGAGAUACACCAGUCUAUUUACCCCAAACUAGUCCUAAUGUAGCAUUCAGAGCAGUGACGUGCAAACUAUUAGCAGAUGUAUACAUACUGGUGAUAUGUGGGGCUACACCAGCACUGUCACAAAUUGACGAAAUUGUACUACAGUGCUGGGAAGGAUAUACUCAAACAAUAAAGGAAGCCAAAUUAGUAUAUCCAAGGAAUUUUCCUAUGAGUAUAUCAUUUGAACCAACUAUAUUAGGGUAAGUUUCAUGUGUGCUUCUUGAUAUCAGUCCACUGCUGGACAUAGGCCUCUCCCAGGGCACUUCAUUAAGCUUGGUCAACCAUAUCAAUAUAUUUUAAAUGUCUGUCUGUAACCCCUUUGCGCUUAAACCGCUGAACCGAUUUCGAUGAAAUUUGGUACAGAGAUAGUUUGAGUUCUGUGGAAGGACAUAGGAUUAUCAUAGAAAACAUCAAUUUAAGGGUGUGAUUUUUUUUUGCAUUGCCACGAUAUGUCUGACCAAAACAUUUUGUAUUACCACGAAUGUUUAUGGUGACAAAAAUACUCUACGCGUCGCUGUCGGUAAGUUAAUGCGCAUCAAUGGGUUUGACCGCUAUUACUAAUUCGUGUGUUCACGCAUAUCCAUACUUGAGUGGUUUGUAGACAGCGAAACUUCGAAUGGUUUGCAAGUAUUUACAUAUAGUACCUAGUAGGUCAUAAAUUCUGUCACAUGUUUAAUAUAAAAUAAUUGAAACAAGUUUAUUCAUUAUGUAACCAUUUAUAUACCAAAAUGAACUUAACAAAACAUAGAUUCUUAUGACAAUAAAGUUUAUUCAAAAUGACCUCCGUGAUUUUGAAUACAGGCCUUCAAUCUGCGCGGCCAGUCGUCUAUCGCAGCACGAACGAGGUCCAUGUCAAUAUCGGCGGCUACCUUAAUCAAGGAUGUCUUGAGUGACUUCAAAUUGGGAUGAGGCUUUGAGCACGCCUUUUCAUCCAAGUGUUGCUAUAUCUUGUAAUCUAACGGACUCAAAUCUGGAGUGGAGGAGGGCCAGUCUAAGUGCCGGAUGAAGUCGAUUUCUCUCAGAUUUUCUCAGUCUUGUGUGCUCUUCGCUAUAUGAGCUGGCGCCGAAUCUUGUUGGAAUACCCAGUGCCGGUUAGUGAACAUGGUAUGAGAAACAGGUUCCACAAGGUUCGUCAGGACUGUAUUUUGAUGCACAAACACAACUGCACUCGUUUUUACACCUUUCUCACAAAAAUGCACCUCUAUGAAGCCCCAAUAAGAAACUCCCAACCAUACCAUGAGCGAGGGUGGAAAAUGACCUCGUUGGACACGCGGAAUACGGUUGCUCGCUUCUUUACUACUGUGUGCGUACACCUUAUCAUUUUGUUUGUUGUAGCUCUCUUGUACGGUAAAAAAUUAUCAUCCGAAAAAACAAUUUCCCGAUAUUUUUUUCCCGCGUACCGCUUCAACAAAGCGCGGCAUCUCGUCAGUCUCAGGUCCAUUAGACGAGCAUUCAAACGAUGUCCUGUUUUUCUUCGAUAUGCCCGAAGCCCUAAGUCUUCAUUUAACAACCUUUUCACCGUAGUUCUUCUUAACCCCAUCUGAAGGGCCAACAGUUUCUGCUUACGUUUGGGAUUUCUUUGAAUUCGCGCCUUCACAGCUUUUAUCACUGCUGGAGUCCUAACAGACCGAGGGUCGACCACUUCUUGACCUGUCGUCUACACUAGAGUCUUCAUUGUAUCGUUUGAUGGUACGAUAAACGAAUCUUUUGGUUAUAUUAAAAUUUUUCAGUAUGUCAAAAAUUUUAAUUGGCGCAUAACCGCAACGAUGCAACGCGAUAACUGCAACACGGUCUUCUUUAAGCGUCUAUAUUUAAAAAUUAGUAAAAUUCUAAAAAGUAUACAUUUUUAUUUUCAUGAACAAUUCGAAAUUCGAAUUCAAUAAAGUUUUUUGUGGCCAGCAUUCUAAAAGAAAAGUUUUUACUGUGUGACAAUACUUAUGACCUGACCGUGUAUUUAUUGAUGUAACGUAAGAAAUUGGUGUCUAUAAACCUCACUUCAUUCGAAAUAUCGUCACCUAGAAUUCCGAUGUUUUAGAGAUGUUGAGGAUCCUGGAAAUAAAAUGCUGCUACUAAUGGGGAUUUCUUCGCGGUGAACGCACACACUUGUGUCUUUAUCGGGUUAAAUCGGACUAAAUUUUGUCGGCCCCAAUUUGAGACUUGACCCAGUAACGUCUCAAUCUCAGACACAAGUUUGACUCCACACUCCUCUUCCUCCAUCCGAGGGAUAUUUGCCCGACCAGUGUAAAAAGUGUCGCCAGUGCUGUCAUUCCCAUAGCAAUGUUUGUUACUGUUAGUUAAUAACAAACCAUUCAUAUGCAAGAUGAAUAUCGUGGGCGACAGAACCGAUCCUUGUGGGACGCCAGCAUUUAUUGAUUCAGUGUCAGAACAGACGCCAUCAAGCACAACUUGUAUGCUGCGUUCUAAUAGAAAGCUGGCAAUCCAUUUGCAUAACCCAAGAGAGACCCCAAAUGAUGCAAGUCUCGACAGAAGUGCCCUGUCUCACACCCAAUCAAAUGCCUUAGCGAUAUCAAAGCGGACAGCAAGCAAGUCGCCAGCCCUUAGACCACGGCAAAAGCCGUAUUGACGAUCACUAAUCAGUUGGUGCUCCUAAAUGCCUUCGAGUUGAUGAUGCCCUUAUCUUAGAAAUGAGAGGUAACAGCAAUGGGUUGGUAGUUCGACGGGGCUGAACGGUCACCCUUCUUAGGGGUGGGGUAUGCCAGCGGCAUAGGAGCAAGAGUAUAGGCGAAUCAGCACUGGAGCACACCACGUCUUCAGUACGAUAGCUGGGAUUUUAUCCGGCCCAUUAGUAAGACGUAAUUUUUACGAUAUUACGCCGCCUAUCGCACUCCCUGUCACAGGUGAAUAUGGUCAGUCUGCUGAUUUAGUAUUAGAGCUCGCAUCACUGCUACAUAAAUAGUUUAAGUUUGUGGCAUCAUGGCAGAAUAAAAUCGACUAAAAAUCAAAGUUUACUAGGAAUGAAAUGUAAUGAAAGGUUGUUACAGGAUUUUAGCAGUCCAUAUAAGUAAGCAGAGAUGUGUGUACUCUCGUCAUCUCAACGUAUCAAGUCAAAAGAGCCGCAACAUGUCGGGAACACAUCGGACAGACAUACUGCGUACAUUCUACGUCACAACGGCUAGACAACUGGCGCCCGAACUAAAAAUUAAGGAAAAUGAUAAAGAUGACUGGGCUGACUGCAUGUGUGAAACAUACUGGAGUUCGGAAUACCACAAGUGCCAUGCACAAAGAUCAGGCAAUCUGAUGUGCUGUGUCUUAUAUGCUUCUACAGUGCCGAUUCAAACGAUGAGACUUAUAACCACAAAAAUACUUCAAGACCUGAGUACAAACAAAGAAAUCUGCUGGUAAAUAAUAUUAAGGAAUAAAAAUAUGAAUCCGUCCAUGACAUUAAUGGUAUCUAGGAAGUAUAGAAUACAAUAUUAUAAAUAAGAAAUAUUAAAACAACCAUAUUGAUCAAUCUUAAUUUUAUUUAAUACCAUUUAAUAAUAAUAUCCUUUUGGCAAAUAUUAAAGGAGUUUAAGUCACUAAAAAGGCAAUAUCACCUAACUUGCAUACUCGCACUCUCUCUACCAAUAUGACAAUUAUAGCUGUCGAAAGCUCGUCAACGUGCGUAUCAACAUCCAUUACCUGAAGACAACGAAAUAGAAAUUAUAUAGAAACAUUACUCUCUAACAAUGGCCGCUAAAACAUGGGAAAAAAAACAACUAAACUUCAAUAAUAGCGCAACACGCAACAGACAAAGCAAAAUACUUUGACAAAUCAAACAUCUGCAUAUAAAUUCGGCUAUCCAUUCAUUGGGUAAGAUAUUGUUACAGAAAUCUCAGCCAAUCUCAUGAUCGGCGUGAUGAUCGAAGUUUUUUCGCCCCGCCCACUUCAGCGCAGUUAGCGUGGUACCACUUUUUAGCGCAGUUCAUAUUCCAUAUUAUUUCUAAUUCGUUGCCCGAAGUCAAAAACAGCGAACGAUAUUGGAUUACACGUCUAAUGUUUCAUUUAAGAAUUCUUCAAUUUGAUAAUAAUGUAUUGGGUGUCAAUUCUGGUAUGAUUCUCUAAAUUUAACAUUUUAUCUCUACUUUUCAUUUUGUAUAGAGAAUGACAAGGAUACACUGUUUUCAAAUUUAGGUUUAGAGAAUCAUGUCAG